This is a messenger RNA of Thalassophryne amazonica, 2499 nucleotides long. Its product is annotated as zinc finger protein 883-like. Gene Ontology annotation, biological process: regulation of transcription by RNA polymerase II; central nervous system development. Gene Ontology annotation, molecular function: RNA polymerase II cis-regulatory region sequence-specific DNA binding; DNA-binding transcription factor activity, RNA polymerase II-specific. The coding region runs from base 173 to 2353 and encodes 726 amino acids. The transcript is spliced from 7 exons. The record is from RefSeq and is a predicted model, not a curated record. Gene Ontology annotation, cellular component: nucleus. Lineage: Eukaryota; Metazoa; Chordata; Actinopteri; Batrachoidiformes; Batrachoididae.
GAAGUUAAAAAAAGCAGCAGCAGCAGCAGCAUGUUGCCUACGGCUGAGUAUCGUACUUGAGCUGCCUGGUGAGAAGGGCCGUGCCCAGUAGAGGCGUACCAAAACCUGUGGUCAUUUUGUGUUACUCCAGAACAGCUGUCUUGAAUUUUAUAUCAGCCACAAAGGAGGCAAGAUGAGGUAUUCAAAACAGCUACUAAGUGAUACAAAAAGGUGCAGAUCACAAUGCCAACAGAAGAGCCAGCAGGUUUUAGCAUCACCGGCAAAGACAGUGAAACCAUACAGCUGUGACCAGUGUGGGAAAGCUUACUGCCACCCGUCAGGCCUGAAGUUACACAAACGUGUUCACAUGGGAAAGAAUCUGCACCUCUGUGACCAGUGUGGGAAAGGUUUUGGCCAGUCGGCUCAUCUAAAAGCGCACCAGCUCAUCCACAGUGGGGAUAAACCGCACAAAUGUGAGAAGUGUGGUAGAGCGUUCACCAAGCGGUGUGACUUAAUACGGCACUACCUCAUCCACAGUGGAGAAAAACCGUACACGUGUGACCAGUGUGGGACGUGUUUCAACCAUCCGUCUCACCUCAGAUCACACCAGCGGACCCACAGCGGGGCUACGCCUUACAGCUGCGACCAGUGCCAGAAGAGUUUCCGGUGGCAGAGUUCAUACGUACGGCACAAACGUAUCCACAGUGGUGACAAACCGUACCAGUGCCCACACUGCCCAAAAAGCUUUAUUUCUUCAUCCAAGCUGUCACGGCACGAGCGCACCCACAGCGGGAAGAAAGUGUACUGGUGCGGAGAGUGUAAUAAAAGCUUCACCAAUUUAUCUCAUUGGAAAAGACAGAGGACUUCCAAACUGAAGAAGACGUGUUCUGCUGACUGCAUGGUCAAACUGUCUUACUGUAGCAGGCAGGAAUCUGUGGUCAUCACUAGGUUGAGAUUAGGGUAUUGUGGGCUGAGGAGUGGGCUGGUUCUGACAGGCAAACAGCCAGAUGGAAAGUUAAGAGAAGAAGAAGAAGUAGUAGUAGUAGUAGUAGUAGUAGUAGUAGUAGUAGUAGUAGUAGUAGUAGUUCGACCAGUCGGACCUUUGAUACGGACGGAACAAUCGGACGUGCUGCGUUUCAUGAAAAUGUCCGUCGUUGGUUCAAAGAUGGUUUUAGAGAUCCUGUCCAUGAACAUCACAAACAGGAUUAGUGACAAGGGGCAGCCCUGGUGGAGUCCAACAUGUGGUCACAGCUCAGGCUUUCUCAGGGGAUUAAAUGAACAGAACACCACAAAUGAAGACAGACUUCAACCCUGUGCCCAGAGUAAUGAGUUGCACCCGAAACCAGGAAAGACUAACAAACAGUACAAGUGUUACCAGUGUCGGAAACUUUUCAGCCGGCUAGCUCAUCUGACACAACACCAACGUAUCCACGAUGAGGAAAAACCACUCACCUGUGAUCAGUGUGGGAUCACAUUCAGGUGGUCACGGAGCCUGAAAAGACAUCAACUCAUCCACAGUGGAGAGAAACCACACAGCUGUGACCAGUGUCGGAGAUCUUUCAGCCAGUUAUCAACCCUACAAAAGCACCAACUUAUCCACAGUGGUGAAAAACCAUAUGCUUGUGACCAGUGUGGGAGGGCUUUUAGUCAGUCAUCUAAUCUAAAACAACACCAACGUACCCACAGUGGAGAUAAACCGUAUACCUGUGACCAGUGUGGGAAAUCUUUCAGCCAGUUAUCAAACCUGCAAACACACCAACUCAUCCACAGUGGUGAUAAACCGUACGCCUGUGACCAGUGUGGGAAAUUUUUCAGUCAGUCACAUAGCCUCAGGACACACCAACUCACCCAUAGUGGAGAGAAACCACACGUCUGUGAACAGUGCGGCAGAGCUUAUCGUCAGUCACACAGCUUGAGGACACACCAACUCAUCCACAGUGGUGAAAAACGCCACACCUGUGACCGGUGUGGCAGGGCUUUCAGUCAGUCAACAAGUCUAAAACUACAUCAACGUACCCACAGUGGAGAGAAACCGUAUACCUGUGACCAAUGUGGGAAAUCUUUCAGCCAGUUAUCUAACCUACACCAACACCAACGCAUCCACAGUGGAGAGAAACCAUACACCUGUGACCAGUGUGGGAAAUCUUUCACUCAUUCACACAGCCUAAGGACACACCAGCUCGCCCACCGCGGAGACAAACCAUACAUCUGUGACCAGUGUGGAAGGGCUUUCAGCCGAUCAUCAACCUUAAAAACACACCAACUUAUCCACGGUGAAAAUAAAGUUUAUGCGUGUGGACAUUGUCAGAAGAGUUUCAGUCACAUGUUUUCAUACUUGAGGCACAAGCGGAUCCACACAGGCAACGGACCAUAAUGGUCGAGAUGGUUUAGCAAAGAAUAAGAAGUCCUGUACAGACCCUAUGGCCCAGGGGUGGCCAAGUUCGGUCCUCGAGAGCCACAUUCCUGACACUCUUAGUUGUCUCCCUGCUCCAGCACACCUGAAUCCAAUGAAAGACUCGA